AUGAAGACCGUGUCCACCGAAUUAUCCACAGCACCUGCUAGCGCCCCUGAGAUGGAGAUGCUGGACCACCAGGACUUUAUCGACAUGAACCGCGAGAUGCACGAGCACGAUGAAAUGCGCGAGCAGAUCAUCAAGCGCUCACGAGAGAUUCUAAAAGCGAGCAAACAAGUCAUCUUUGCACUGCAUCGCAUGGACAGAGCACGAGCUACGAAGUUGAUGGUGGAUGCAGAAGAGGUGAUCCCGGAGCUGGUGGCGUUGGCAGAACAGCAUCCUUCGCUGCGAGACGGUGCACUAGCAGCUUCAUUGGAAGAGUAUGUCGAGGCCAAGUGUCUCGGGUAUUACCUGGAUCAUCAGCGUCUGCUGCCACGUCGAGAUGUUCCAGUCGUACAGAAGAAUGAGUAUCUUGGCGGGGUGAUUGACUUCACUGGUGAACUGAUGAGACUUGCUGUUGUGAAAGCCACGGUGAGGGAUGUGGAAGAAGUGAAGCGGUGCAAAGCUAUGGUAGAGGCCAUCUCGGGAGAGCUCAUCCAGUUUGACUUUCGAAACGGCCCGCUGCGUCGCAAGUUUGACUCGGUCAAGUACAAUCUGCGCAAACUCGAGAACACGCUGUAUGAGUUGUCGCUGGUCACGAACUCGGGCCUGACUCUGCACGCACACUCGGUGCAAGAAGAACCGAAUGCAGUCACACGCGAAGACUGUGAAUAG
Molecule: messenger RNA, 705 nt
Organism: Peronospora matthiolae
Lineage: Eukaryota; Oomycota; Peronosporomycetes; Peronosporales; Peronosporaceae
Source: the annotation of a GenBank genome assembly